Molecule: messenger RNA, 492 nt
Organism: Myxocyprinus asiaticus (Chinese sucker)
Lineage: Eukaryota; Metazoa; Chordata; Actinopteri; Cypriniformes; Catostomidae
Product: histone H2A, sperm-like
Exons: 2
Coding region: 1-492 (163 amino acids)
Cellular component (GO): nucleosome
Molecular function (GO): protein heterodimerization activity; DNA binding; structural constituent of chromatin
Source: RefSeq, a predicted model, not a curated record
AUGGAGACGAUUCCUUCCUCGUUUAUCGGGUUUCGGCACCACUGUGACAGGUCUCAUGUCAGUCUCAAGAAGAAUGAGGAAGAGGGAACCAGCUCGCACUCUGUAGCAUCGUUUAUUAAAGUAUUAGUAACUCGUAAAGCGCGAGCAAAGUCUAAAACUCCCUCAUCCAGGGCAGGACUGCAGUUCCCCAUUAGCCGUGUGCACAGGCCGCUCCGCAAAGGAAACUACGCUGAGCGUGACAGUGCCGGUGCUCCUGUUUAUCUGGCCGCUGUACUCGAGUAUCUCACCUCUGAGAUCCUGGAGUUGGCCAGAAACACCGCUCAGGACAACAAGAAGACUCGUAUCAUUCCCCUUCACCUGCAGCUGGCAGUGCGGAAUGACGAAGAGUUGAACAAACUCUUGGGUGGAGUGACCAUCGCUCAGGGUGGUGUGCUACCCAACAUCCAGGCUGUGCUGCUGCCCAAGAAGACCAAGAAACCCAAGACCAAGUAA